AUGGAAUCCUCAAAUUCUCCUCCACAAAGCUCCCCAGAAAACAAUGAUCUGCUCUUACUCAUAAAUUCCUUAAAAGAAGAGCAGCGAGCUUUUGAAGCUGAAGAGCGCUACAUCGAAGCCCAAAUAACAGCUAAAAAAAUCGUGGAGUUAAAACAAAAACUAAAGCGAGACCAAGUUGCCGAGCUAAAAUCAAAGCAAAAUGAAGAAAGAGAAACCGUUGAACAUUCAUAUCAAGCCGAAGUGGCUGAGUUUAACAGUCACUGAAACAAAGUCAUUUAA
This is a messenger RNA of Blepharisma stoltei, 279 nucleotides long. NCBI's taxonomy places the organism in Eukaryota, Ciliophora, Heterotrichea, Heterotrichida, Blepharismidae. The record is from the annotation of a GenBank genome assembly.